CUUUUCUAUGCAUCGCAAUGGCCAGAUGGUAUCAAAGGUCAUGAGAACUGGCCCUCGUCGGCAAAACAAAGCUGUUAAGCAGCAAGGACCACGCUCAGAGGUCGGCCGACAUGAAAGCAAGAGGACAGCGGACUCCGAUCCUGCCGCAAUAUCGGUUGAUGGCAAUUUGAUCCCGUCUGGAGAAUCUCAGCUCCAUCUUGACGAUAGUCCCGUGGGCAUAACGGACUCGGCAAUAAUCUCUCAAUUGACCAUGAAUCAAGAUGUCAUCACGCUCACAAACCAGGCGCCGUUUGUAAUGCAGCAUUCCACUACAAGCCCAUCUCCAAGCUCUGUCGAUCGGGACCUUAACGAUUCUGUUUCACCAGGGUCGGCAUCGGCUGCGACUAGUGAGAUGAGCGAUGAUGCGGGAAUAUCACACCAGAAUAACAAAAGCUCGGCGGCAUGCAACACCGAGGUUUCGGAUCUACAGAAUCACCUCACUGUGUCUUUCGCCUCAUCUAGUACAGAGACAGAAGCCACUGUGUUGCCUGCCCAUUGUGGACCAGAAGAUUUCUUCGUUGAUGAUGCCAUAUCAGAAUCCUGGCUGCGUCUUCAGGACAGCAACGACGAGGAAACCUCAGAGAUUAGAAUCACUGUGGAAUCGGAGACCGCAAGCCGUAUCUUGUCCCGGAUCAGCGGCACUCCGUCUGUGCCGUCUUCAAUUCCCGACCCUUUCGACGACUAUCUGUUCUGCCACUAUAUGCAGAAUCUUUCUCUUUGCCUUUACCCCAUGAGGCCAGAUUGCAACCCGUACCGUGACGUCUACGGCGACCUUGCAGUGCGUUCCCACCCGUUACGAAACACAAUACUAUUUGCCUCGGCAUCCCAUCUAGUAAACUUGGGAAGAUUGCCCAAAUUCGCUCUUCAACCAUACCGCAAGGCCAUGAGAGUGGCGUUCCGAGAGGGUAUAGCCAUGGAGACCGACCUCGAAGGACUCGCCGCUACAGCUCUACUGUCGGUAGUAUUUGAUGUUAUUGAUACUGGCUUGGACACUUGGAGUACGAGACUUCUUGGGUGCCGUCGUCUACUUAGAAACGCCAUGGACAAAUCGAAUGGAACCAAUGGACGGUUUCUGCAAUGCAUGAUCGUUCAAUACAAUUGGGCUGCUACUAUGAGCCGCACACUUCUUAGGGAUGUUGUGUCUCAGGAGAUACUUGACGAGAUUGGAACCGUCAUCCACGUCCCUGGACCGGAUGUGGAGGUUGAAAGCACGCAAGGGGCCAGAAUACAGUCCCUCUGGUGGCAUAAUCUCCCUGAUCAUGCUAUGCACCUCAUGUUCCGUGAGGUGACGGAUCUCGCUGCCCAAGUCCAUCAGAUGAAAGCAUCCCACAAUUCAGUGGACGACACUCUCAAACUUAUGGCUCAAGCCGGCGAGCUCGUUCGGAGCCUGGAAAAUUGGACCCCAGACGUGUCGAUGGUGGAUCAAGAGUACACAGAUUCCGUCGAGCAUUUUAACGCCAUAUGGCAGCUUGGAUUACUUUGCUUCAUCCACCACGAAAUUUACACUCUCGAUUCCAUCGACCCUCGCAUCCAGAAAUAUGUAGCCAUGGCUAUCGAACCUCUCCGGAAACUCUCAUGGCUACAGGCCUGUCUUUUUCCUCUUUUCAUGCUCGCGGUGCAUGCUCAGACAUCCGAAUCUCGGUCGGCGAUCGAAGAUUCCCUCAAUUUGGAGCUACUCUGA
This is a messenger RNA of Fusarium odoratissimum NRRL 54006, 1720 nucleotides long. RefSeq lists its product as uncharacterized. The record is from RefSeq and is a predicted model, not a curated record. Lineage: Eukaryota; Fungi; Ascomycota; Sordariomycetes; Hypocreales; Nectriaceae. The transcript has 5 exons. The coding region runs from base 8 to 1720 and encodes 570 amino acids. Gene Ontology annotation, cellular component: nucleus. Gene Ontology annotation, biological process: positive regulation of transcription by RNA polymerase II. Gene Ontology annotation, molecular function: DNA-binding transcription factor activity; transcription cis-regulatory region binding.